This is a messenger RNA of Jatropha curcas, 1455 nucleotides long. Its product is annotated as Calcium-dependent lipid-binding (CaLB domain) family protein. NCBI's taxonomy places the organism in Eukaryota, Viridiplantae, Streptophyta, Magnoliopsida, Malpighiales, Euphorbiaceae. The record is from RefSeq and is a predicted model, not a curated record. Gene Ontology annotation, biological process: defense response.
CUUCGGCUUAUAGUUUGAUUGGCCAGAUGAGCUACAAUAGCAGUUGAAAUAAGAUUAGAGCACGUAUAAAUAACAGCAAUCGAACUUUCAUCGCGUACACGUGGCAUUGGCCUCACUAUCACGCAAACUGACGCGGCCACUAGAAAGCACACGGAGGCUAUUUCCGUCAUUCUAGUUAUAAAAUCUGGUCAUUGCAGUUUCAAUUCAACCGCUAGCAUUCGUCUUCUCUUUUAUUCCGUCGGCGAGAACCAUAUAUUCCGGCCACAUGCAUAGCCCACGGUCUCCUUUCCUUGGUUCUUAUCAGAACCGAUCGUCAAUCUUUUCUCUUUCUUGAUCGAAUCUGGACGGUCUCUUUCUCAUCCAAGACCAAGAAACCAAUAGAUAAGGAGGGAGACUCAAAUGGAGGAGAUGAAGAUUCUAGAGAUCAACUUGAUCUCUGCGCAAGGUCUAAAGCCGCCGUCCGCCAACAUACGUCGGAUGCAGACAUAUGCUGUUGUUUGGAUCGAUUCCUCCACUAAACUCCGGACACGAGUUGAUCGUGUUGGUAGCGGGGACCCUAUCUGGAAUGACAAGUUCCUCUUCAAAGUCAGUCCUGAGUUCCUCGCCGGCGAAACAUCCGGUGUUUGUGUCGAAAUCUACGCUGUCGGUUAUCUCCGUGAUGCACUCCUCGGCACCGUUCGUUUACUCAUUAGCAACAUCCCACUAUUUUUACCUAAUGAACGAAUGAGGACUCCUUCCUUCAUUGCUCUCCAGAUUCGCCGUCCUUCUGGAAGAUUCCAAGGGUUGCUUAACAUCGGUGCUGUUAUAAGCGACGGCUCUGAUUUUGCAUCCUUCAACGGAGUAUCGGCCAUCAGUUAUCGUGAUCUUGUGGGAGAGAAUAAUCGUCGCCGGCGCCGCUGUGAUUUAAAGAAGUCGACCUCGACAGUAGAGGAUGGUCAUGGCGAGAAUUUCUGUGGAGAUUCGGGAGACAUUUCUGAUGGCGCUGAUUCCACGACUUCUUCGUCGUCAGCCGCAUCGACGGCUUUGAAAGACUGGAACGGAGUUAGAGAUUCGGUGCACUUGAGGUCGUCAUCUGACGGUGGAGGGCUAUUUUGUGGGUUGCUGCUACAUCGGAGGCUUCCAAUAUGCUUUUCUGCCCAGAAUCUUCAGGUAUAUGGUGAAUCUGAGAAAGAGAAUUGAUGAAUGGGUGCGUUGAUAGAACUCUUUUAGUUUUGACUAGAAUGAUAUGUGCUGAGGCCAUUCGUUUUGACACUGUUCAGUCAUAGAUCAGUAUCUUUGGAUUUGACCUUGUUGUCAACGGAGGGUAUAAUCUAAUUCUAAUCUCUGUCCUUCAUCGAUAGUCUUUAGUCUAAUUCGUUUUGACUUCGAGUUGAAUGGAAGUCAGAUUUAGAGUCAGUGGCCUUUUGCAUGUAAUUUUUUUCCUUUUUAUAAAUUGAAUGAAUACAAUUUAAACAA